AAUAUAUUUAAUUUAAAUAGAAAUACAAUUAAUAUUUCUUGUUAUUGUAAUCAUUUUUGUCGUCGUCGUCGUCGUCUUCGUCAUUGUCGUUAUUCGAUGUUCAUCGUAAUUUUUGAUUUAAUAAUACUCAAGAAAUAUUAUCAUAAUUAUAGAAUCAGGAGAUCGAUCAUCAACUGAACGUGAAACAGGUGGUAAUAAUUAUCGUAGCCGUGACAAUAUAACAUCUGGUGGUGAUAAUCGUAAUCGAGAUGAAUUAUAUCGUUCCGGUGCAGGAACAAGUUCAUCAUAUGAUCGUCAUUCAUCACCAGCAUCAUCAACAUCUAUUGAUAAUAUGCGUGGUAAUAAUGAUCGUCAUCCAUCAACUAUUCGUGAAGAAUCUAGCCGAAGUGGUAGUACUCUUAGUCGACUUCGAGAUCAAGGUGAAUCAACUGAUCGAGGUUCAGGUGGUCGUCAUACUGGUGAAGGUGACGAUUCAUCAUUAGAAGAUCCUCAUGAACGACGUGAUCGUUUACCAGCAUCACGUAAAGAUGAAGGUUAUGGUCAAAUUCGUUGUGGUCUACGUUUUGAUCGGGCACGUAGUAAACUUAUUGUACGUGUUUAUGAAGCACGUGAUUUGAUUAAUACGGAUAAGAAUAGCCUUUCAGAUCCGUAUGUUCGUUUACUACUUUUGCCUGACAAACGUAAAAAAACCAAACGACGCACCAAAGUUAUGAAAGAUACAUUAGCACCUGUUUUCGAUGAAACAUUUGAAUAUGAUAUGACAUAUGAAGAAGCAAAAUUAAAAACAUUAGAUCUUACAGUUAAAAAUGAUCGAUCACUUUUUUCAACUGACAAAGUUUUCAUGGGUCAAUCAUUAAUUACAUUGGCAAAUUACAAUUUAGAUGAUGGAAGUUUAAUUGAUGAUUGGUUUACUCUUGAACCAGAAGGUGGUUUUAGUAAUAAUCUAACAUUAACACCUUAUGUAUCAUCUCAACCUUUAUCUUCAAAUCGAACAGAACCGACUAUUUUUGAGCAGGUAUAUGGUGGUUAUCGACGCCGUCCAGCAAUGAUUAGUUUGAAUACACAAUGGAUACCUGUUGAUGAUCGUUCAGGUACUUAUCAAUGGAGUGGAAGUGAUAGUAGUAAUCGAAAAGUAAAGACAGUAACCUUUUUUGGUACUGGUGAAAUGCGAGGACAACAAUCUACUAAAGCUGUUACACCACCGAGUUCUGAUUAUACAGAUGCAUAUCUAUCUACGUUUGCUUCGAAAUCAAUUCCAACAAGACAUAUCCAUCGAUUAAGUACUUCUGUAUUUGCUAAUUCUGCACCAAUUCCACUCAAACCAACGAGUACACCUUUAUUUACAAGUGAUUCAAUAAAAACGAGUCAAACUCGUUUUGAGAAUAUAAAUAAUAAUAAUAUUCAAUCAUCGAAUUUAUUCGAUAAACCUAUAUUACCUUCAUCUACUCGAAGCUCUACAUAUUCGUCAAGCUUCGUUCCUGAAAAAUCAACAACAUACGAACCAUUUUCAAGUACACAAUAUUCUUCCCCUCAAUCUCAAACAUUUACGUCAAGUUAUUCAACAUUACUUCGUACUCCUACAUCAACUAUAACGAGUUCUUCGAAUCCAUAUGUAGAUAAUCAACAAUCUUAUACAACUUUUCAAACUCGUACACAACCAUCUCCAUCUAUAAAUCCAUCUAUAUAUCAAUCUCAAUCUCAAUCAUCUUAUGAUAGUAUAUAUAAACCUAUACCACCUUAUUCUAUGCAAUCAUAUCCUCCAUCAAAUAUCAGUACAUCAUCUUUAUCAUCGUCAUCAUUAGGAUCUUCAUACGCAUCCACUAAACCAUUUGAAACUACUCCAUUAUCAACUUAUUCUAACAUUAACCAAAGUUAUACAAAUGAACGUAUAAUUUCGCCAACUCCUAAAUUUGAAAGACCAUUUGAAUCCACUCCAUUAUCAACUUAUUCUAAUACCAAUCAAAAUUAUACAAAUGAACGUAUAAUUUCACCAACUCCUAAAUUUGAAAGACCAUUUGAAUCUGCCCCAUUAUCAACUCAUUCUAAUAUCUAUCAGAAUUAUACAAAUGAACGUAUAAUUUCACCAACUCCUAAAUUUGAAAAACCAAUUGAUCGACCUGAAACACUUUUAUUUCAACACGACGAAGAUAUUCGAUCAACACAUAUUACAAAACCAUCUCCACUUUAUACUCCAUCACCUGACACUCCAACUACUCGCGAAGAACUUAAAGUUGUCUCUGAACCUUCAAAACAGACAGAAGAUUUAUCUACUAUUUCUUCUGCACCUAUUCAAAUUCUUGAAAAUACUCUUAACAAAUAUGAUUCUUUAAUUAAUCAAAUCUCUGAUAUUCUUGCAAGUGUAUCACCAUUAAGUUCUACUGUAAGCAGUAUGAGUCCAGGUAAAAGUGUACUUGAUUACGAAGUUUCAUCAGAUGGUUCACCAAUUUUGCAACAUAAAAAUAUUGAAAGUCGACUGCCACAACAGUCAACAACAGUAUUAGAUCAAAGUAGUAAUAUUUCACGAAUAACACCUAGUCAUUUAAUUCAUGAUCAUUCACAAGAUAAUAUUAUCACUGCUAGAUCAGAUAUUAAUUCAUUAUCUGAUACUCAAACAUUAUCAGAUGCUACCAAAGAAGAAACAAAACUAUCUUCAUCGAAUGAAACUCAAGUUUCAUCCACAAUGGAAGAUGAGAAUACAGAAUCAAUCGUUCCAGCACUCGACAAUGAUCAAUUUCAAUUAAGAAGUCAACAAGAGAAAGAAGAAAUGAAACAGUCAAUUUCAGAUGAACAUCAAACUUCGUCAGUAAUCACGCAAGAUAUAGAACAAACAACUCCAUAUACAACUGAAGAGGAAAUUAAAAGUUUGUCAUUAGACGAAUAUCAAACUGUUCCAACAGCUGAACGAGUAGAGCAGGAUCAAGUUCAAACUACAUCUACUGUUGAAGAGAACAAAGAAGAAAUAAAACCAUCAUCAAUAGAUGAACAACAAAUUCUACCAACAGCUAACGAGCAAAACAAUGAGUCACAUACUUUAUUAACAGAAGAACAGCAAACUCCAUCAUCAGUUGAAAAAGAAUCCGAAGAAGUAAAGAUUGCUUCUACAGAAGAUGAACAUCAAGUUCCAUCCGUAACUGAAAAAGAGGAAGAAGAGAAAGAAGAUAUAAAAACCUCAUCUGUAGAUGAACAACAAUUAUCCUCCACAACUCAAGAAGAACAAACUUUAACAUCAACUGAAAAAGUAGAUGGAGAAACAAACAUUGCUUCUGCCGAUGAGCAUCAAGUUCCAUCAGCUGUGAAAGACGACCAAGAGACAGAAUCAAAAACUUUAAUUGAAGAUCAAUCUCAUGUUGAAUCAGUAACUGAAGAAGAAGAGAUAAAACCUGCACCAACGACUCAAGAAGUAAACGAAGAGUCAAAGACUUCAUUAAAAGAAGAAGAACAAACUCCAGCACCAGUUGAAAAAAUAGACGAAGAAACAAAAACAACUUCAAUAGGUGAACAACUAGUUCUAUCAACAUCUGAAGACGAUCAAGAGAAAGAAAUGAAAACUUUACCAAUAGAUGAACAUCAAACUCCAUCAAUAACUCAAGAAGAAUCAACAGCUUCUUUACAAGGAGAACAACAAGCCUCAUUAUUGACUGAAAAAGAGGAUAGUGAAACAAAGGUCAUUUCUACAGAUAAACAACAAAUCCCAUUGCUAAAUCAAGACCAAAAUAAAGAAUCAAAUAUUUCAUUAAUAGAAGAACAGGAAGCUUCAACGUCAACUGAAAAAGAAGAUAAAGAAUCAAAGAUUAUUUCUACAUCCGAAAACGAUCAACAGACAGAAAUAAAAACUUCAUAUACAGAUCAAUCUCAAAUUGAAACAGUAGCUGCAGAAGAAAAGAAAGAAGAAACAAUGACUAUGUCAGUUGAUGAACAUCAAACUCCAUCAAUAACUUCAGAAGAAUCAACAACCGUAUUAGAUAGUGAACAACAAAAUUUAUCAUUAACUCAACAAGAAGAUGGAGAAACAAAAAUUAUUUCUGUAGAUGAACAACAGGUUCCAUCAGUAUCAAAUGAAGACAAAGAAGAGGAAACACAAGUUCCAUUUAUAGAUCAAGUGCGAACUGCACCAACAGAAGAAGAACAGCAACAAACUACAUCUUUUAUUGAUGAACCAAAAACUUCAUCGAUAUCUCAAGAAGAAAAAUUAACUGAUUCAUUAGUAGAAGAUCAGCAAGUACCAACAUUAGCUGAACAAGAAGAUAAAGAAGAAAAGAAGGAAGAAACUAAAACUUCAUUUAUAGAUCAAACUCAACAUGAAUCACAAAUCGAAGAAGAUAAGAAAGAAGAAACAGAACAAUCAGAGUUAUCGGUGGUUGAAGGAGAAAAUGAACAUACGAAGGUUCAAUCUGAUGAAAACAAAGUUACCGACGAACAAGCAAUAGAAGAAGCUACAUCAGAAAUUAACGAUUUCAUUCAACAGCAAACAGGUUUACUAACAAAUGUACCAAACGAUGUACCUGUAACGGAUGAAACAGAACAAGCUUUGGUCGGUGAUAUAUCAGCAAAAAAAAUUGAAAAACGCGUAAGAUGGGAUGAAACUGUUGUUGAUAAUGAAGACGAUGAAGGCUCAUUAAGUCAAAGUGGUACAGAAGAUAGUAGCACUUCCGAAUCUUCAACUAUGACAACAGGUGAAGAUAAUAGUACAUCAUCAACUACUGAAAAACAACAUAUAACUACAGAUGAAUCAGAAACUACUGUCGAUCAAUCAGCAAAAUCUUUAGAUGUAGAACCACAAAUUAGUUCUGAUCAAAUAAUAAAUCCUUUAACUUCUACUGAUUCAUCCAUAACAUCAUCAGAUAUAUUUGAUCAACCAAUUGCUGUGUCAGAUUCUACUGAAGAUCAAGCAAAUUCACAAGUAAUUACUACAGAACAACAAUCUGUUCCAUCAGAUAUGACUGAAAGACAAAUCAGAUCUGUUAGUCCAAUUGAAUCACAAUUAUAUGAUAGUGAACGACAAGUUCGCUCAAGUAGUUCAGCUGAUACUCGUUCGGGAUCAAUUACUGAUUCUUCCAAAGAAGAUACAUUUACUGUUGACGAAGUAUCAACAGCUGCCUCAGAUAUUAUUAGUGGUGAUGACUUUAGUAAAACUGUGGAUGAAUUGGAACAGAUGAAAAUAGAAUCAAAAGAAGAACCAAUAGUUGAUGAACAUAAUGUUGAACUUCUUUCACAAAUUUCGGAAAGUGCACAGCAUGGAUCUGAAACAACAGUUCUAGAAUCACAAUUACCAAUUGUAAGUCCAAUCGAUACAUUGGUUAAUACAGUUCCUAAUCGCUACAUUAGUAGUGACGUAUAUCAUGGUUAUUUGGGUGAACACAAGCAAUUUAUGCAAAAUGAUAUAUCAGAUAUUGACGAAGAUGAUACUAAAAAAUCACUUCUUGCUUCUCUUCGCGAAACUAUUACGGCACCUAUUACACCACUUAUUGAAACAAUUCAAGGUGUGGUUUCAAGUCUACAAACAACAACAGAAACACAUUCAUCAAAAACGGAAAAUGAAACAACAUUAAGUACUACAGAUAUUAAAGAAACAGACGAAGGAAGUGAACCUACUGUCAACACUUCAGAAGAAUCAAAAACAAUAUUUGAAAGUAUUCGCGAAGCAAUUGCUACACCAAUUACAGCAUUAGCCGAAUCUAUUCAAACAACAGUUUCAAAUCUUCAAUCUGAGGAACAAGAAAUUUCAUCUACUGACGAAGAAAAAUUAUCGUCCAGUUUGACUAGUUCAUUAUCUGAUAACAUUCAAGAAAAUGUUACAACAACUGAACCAUCAACAGAUUUACGUACAGAAGAUGAAGUUAGUGUUGCGUCCGAUGCUGUACAUGAUGAAACAGUGGCUAAUAAAACAGAAUCGUACGAUGGUCUAAUCACUGAUAAUACAAUUUCAGCUUCAUCAAACAUUAUUAGUACUCCUUCAGAAGAAGUAAAUGAACAAAAAGAAAAAACAUCUGUAGAAUCUUUAUCGUCAGAAAUUCCAGAACCAACAUCAACUGCUAUCGUAUUCGAGCAAACAGAUAUUACCGAUAAACAAAGUGCAACAUCUUCCGAAGAAGCUGUAUCAUCUACAACAAUUCCUGAACAAAUAGAUACUACUGAUAAACAAGAAGUAAUUCCAGUUGAAGCAACAGCGACUGAGAAAUCAAAUGAAUUAACUACUGAACAGAACAUAGAUGAAAAUACAUCAACAGAAACUAAAACGACUUUGGAAAUUCUUCGUGAUGUAGUUACACAUCCAUUGGCAAUACUCAAUGAAAAACUUCAAAGUAUUUUACCUACUUCAGUUAGCGAACAAACCGAAGAAACAACAGUGGACGCUAUGAAAUCUCCUACUGAUAUAUCUAAAGAAACAAAAAAUGCUGUUAUCGUUGGUCAAGAAUCUGAUUCAACAACUGAAACUGAAAAAAAUGAAUUGAACGAGACAAAAACUACUUUUGAAACUAUACGAGAUAUUAUUACUCAUCCAUUAGAAACAAUUCAAAGUGUUAUAUCCAGUCCUAGUGGUGAACAUGUCAAUAUAUCGGAACAAAUUGAAAAUUCAGAAACGCAAUCAACUCUUGAGCAAAAACUAGAUUCGACAAUCGAAUCCGAACAUCUUGAGUCAGAAGAAUCAAAAAGUACUUUUGAAACACUUCGUAAUGUUAUUACUCAUCCAUUAACAACAAUUCAAAAUAUUAUUUCUUCUUCAACAGUCGAAGAAGGUGGUCCAACAGUAGAACAAAAUAUAUCUUCAAGUAAUAUCGAUGAAAAUAAGGAUAAAGAUAUUAAUACAAAAAUAACAGAAUCAAAUUUCAAAACAGAUCAAGAUACUAUAACAAAUCUAUCAACAGCAAUUAAUGAAACCGUUGAAAGUGGUAUACCAAAUACAAUUGAUCAAAUUUCUUCAUCUGAAGAAAAAGAACAAGUUUUAACAUUUAAAGAACCUGAAUCUGAACAUAAUACAAAUGCUGAGAUGCAAGAUUUAGUUUCAUAUCAAACUGAUGAAACUAUUUCCAAUAUAAAUGAAAAUCUUCUUAAUACAAUUCAGGAUAUAAGCAACAAUAUAAUUCAAUCUGUCAUAAGUAAUUUAAAUCAAAAUUCAGUUGAAAAUCAACAACUAUUCUCUUCAGACAAUGAUGUUGUUAGUUCAAAUACUUCUAAAGAUAAAUCUGAAAGUAAUCAGUUAAUAACAAAUCAAGAAACGAAUAUUCCUCAUAAUCAAACUUCUAUAUCAGAUAUCACUUGGACUGAUCUUGUUGGUGAAAAAUCUUCGAGUGGAAGUCGAAAGAGUUCAUUUGAAGAAAUGAAACAAUUAAUCGAAGAAGUUAUUCAAUCGUCUGAUAAUCUGACGAUGGAAAUAACAGAUGAAAAAAUAACAAUUACACUUCCAGGUCCUACCCAAUCAUCACCGACUAUUGAACAUACAACACAAAACACAGUUUUCGCACCCCAAACUGAUGAUAUUUUGCAACAAUCCACUCAUGAAUCUCAAUCAGAUUCGUCAUUAGCUACGGCAGAUAUCAAUCAAGUUUCAACAAGUCAUUUUCAUGAACCAUCACCCGCAAAUACUGAAGAUGAUUCGCUUGAAUUGAUUCAUGCACUACAAGGACAUAGUAUAGUCCUUCCUUCCGCAUCUCCUAUUCAACUUCAAUCUGCAGCUAAUCAAUCAUCUUUUUCAAAUUCUAUUGCAGAAAAAACUGAUGACCAAUUGUUACAAGCACCAGAAAAAUCUUCAAGUUCAACAACAACAUCAUCACAAAUAACAAGUUCAGAUCGAUAUGUUUCAUAUGCAAUACAUGAAAUGGGUGAUUCAUCUCAAGAACGUUUACCACAAUUUCCAGUAGCAGCUGAUAUACCUUUUUAUGAAUUAAAUAAAAUAACAACGGAAGAAAAUAAAGAACAACAACAAGUUUUACCAGAACCAUUUAUUGCUAACAAUCAAGUUGCAAUAAAAGAUGAUGAUUUAACAGAAUUAGAUGCGACAGAAAAUUUAACUUCAUUUUCCGAUGAUAUACAUUUACAAAAAAAUAAUCCCGAAGAACGAAAAAAUGAAGAUGCUAUUAGUACAGAUGAAGAUGUUGAUGAUGAAAAUUUUAAUGAAUUUGAACCAUCGGAUAUAUCAAAUCUUUAUCGUAUUAUGGAUGAAAUAACACAACAAAAUAAUGAUUUAUCUGAUAAAUAUGAUCAAACUUAUCAACGUUAUGAUAUUUCCAAUAGUAGUUCAUUUUCAACAAAACCUCAAUCAGAUGAUGUUUAUAUUAUACCAGGAUAUCCUGGUUUAUGGAAACCAUCAGCUGAUGAUGAUGAUAGUAAUCAUUCAGGAUUUGCUGAUGAUGAAGAUGAGAAAAAUCAAUCAGCAACAACAGUUAAAACUAAAACAAUUGUUCGAACUACAAAUCCUGCUAAACUUCAAUCAAUUUUACAACAACAACAAAAUUCUACUAAUCAAGAUAAUCCAAUUCGACCAGAUACAGUUGAUAUAUUUAAUCGACCAUUACAUGAAUUUUCAUUUGAUAUAUCAGAAUCGGAUAGUUUUAAAACUUGUGCAUCAACAAUAAAUUCUUCUUCAACAUCAAAACAACAAAAACAAACUGAUUUAUAUCAAAUACCUAUCGAAGAACAAGAAGAACAUCAACUAAGUCCAGAAGAAAAAAUACUUCUUAUACGUGAACGUGAACGUGGUGUUUCAUUACCUGUUACAAUGAAAAUAGAUUAUGAUGAUAUGGCAUUUCGUUUAUCAACAUCAACACCAACUGAUGUACCUUUAUAUUCUUCAACACAAGCACAUUCACCAUUAAUAUCCGGCGAGCCAAUACAAAAAACAACAUCAAGUAGUCGUUCAAGUACUCCAUCAUUAAGUAGUAAUGAAAGUGAUCAACAACAACAACAACAACAAAAACUUCCUUCAUCAUCUUGGUUAAAUACUGUUAACACAACUACAACAACUAUUGAAGGACCCGAUGGACCACUUGAAUCUCGUACAACGAUUCAUAAAUCAGCGAAAGGACCAAUUUCAAUUGCUGAAUGUGAGCCACAAGGAAAAUAUAUUGUUAUUGAAAAUACAAGUCGCUCAAAAAAUAUUGCACUUGCUGGUUGGACAUUACAUCAAGAAAAUGAUAAUGGAGAUAUUUUAACAUUUACAUUUCCUAAUAAUUGUCUUUUACGAUCGAAUCAAUCAUUAAAAGUUCUUUCAAAAUCAAAUGAAACAGAACGAAGAAAUAGCGAUCUUAUUGCUUCAUUAUUGUCUACAUGGCAUACAGGUUCAAAUGUAGUUACAAAAUUAAUCAAUGCCGAGGGCAAGGUAAAACAUAAACACUUCACCUUUAAUCAAUGUUAG
Messenger RNA from Adineta steineri, 9352 nucleotides. Lineage: Eukaryota; Metazoa; Rotifera; Eurotatoria; Adinetida; Adinetidae. The record is from the annotation of a GenBank genome assembly.